UACAACCCCUACAACAGCUGCAGCGCGUGAAAGACUUCUCUGCUCAACAAACAGGUUGCGCGACUCAAGGCCGGUGCACAACUUCAAAGCGGAGCUCUUAACUUUCACUGGGUUGAGAGACGUUGGUUUGUGGAAUUCUCAAAAAUAGCGGCGCAAGACAGUCCCAAAGCAUCUCAAGUGGUCCCAGGCGUCCGUCUUGAUCUAACGAGAUUCCUGACGAACCUGGCCUUGGGCAGCAAUUCGAAUGGAACCAAUUCAGUCCUCAACUAGUGGUGUUGAAGCCACAUUGUUGGAGGAGACCAGCUGCCCACUGAAAGUCACUGAGGACAUCUGGUUUGGAUGCUGUUCCUGCACCUAUGUCACCAGAAAUCAGCGUGGAAUGGUGAGCCACCUGGCUGCCCAUGGUGAUGAACAAUCCAAGUGCCACCAUCCUCACAAGUCUGACUCUAAGGCCCAAGUGCUUGGCAACACUCAAAAGCACAGUAGGAAAAAGCCAUUCAAGUGCAAGCUUUGUCCCCAAGAAUUUGCUUAUAAUUCCCAUCUGAACCGUCAUAUCAGAACACAUACUGGUGAAAAGCCAUAUAAGUGCAUGCAUUGCCCCAAAGCCUUUGCUCUAAAUUCCCAUCUACAAAGCCAUCAUCAAACGCACACUGGUCAAAAGCCAUUUAAGUGCAAGCAGUGCCCUCGAGCCUUUGCUCAAAAAUGCUAUCUGAAAAAGCAUAAUCAAACACACAUUGAUGUGAAGCCAUUUAAAUGCAAGCAUUGCACUAAAGCCUUUGCUCAAGAUUCUUAUCUGAAAAAGCAUAAUCAAAUGCACACUGGUGAAAGGCCAUUUAAGUGUAAGCAGUGUCCCCGAGCCUUUUCUCAAAAUUACUAUCUACAAUGUCACAAUCGAAUGCAUACUGAUGAAAAACCAUUUAAGUGUAAGGAGUGCCCCCGAGCCUUUGUUCGAAAUUCCCAUCUACGAAGCCAUAAUUAUUUGCACACUGGUGAAAAGCCAUUUAAGUGCAAGCAGUGCCCCCGAGCCUUUGCUCGAAAUUUCGAUCUGCAAAGACAUAAUCAUUUGCACACUGGUGAAAUGCGAUUUAAGUGCAAGCAGUGCCCCCGAGCCUUUGCUCGAAAUGCCCAUCUGCAAACCCAUAAUCGAACACACACCGGUGAAAAGCCAUUUAAGUGCAAACUGUGCCCCCAAGCCUUUGCUCGACAUUCCUAUUUGAGAGAUCAUAAUCGAAUGCACACUGGUGAAAAGCCAUUCAAGUGCAAGCAGUGCCCCCAAGCCUUUGCUCGAAGUUCCAAUCUGAGGUAUCAUAAUCGAACGCACACUGGUGAGAAGCCAUUUAAGUGCAAGCAGUGCCCCCAAGCCUUUGCUCGGAAUUCCGAUCUACGAAGCCAUAAUCAAUUGCACAGUGGUGAAAAGCCAUUUAAGUGCAAGGAGUGCCCCGAGCCUUUGCUCGAAAUUCCGAUCUACAAAGACAUAAUCAUUUGCACACUGGUGAAAAGCCAUUUGAAUGCAAGCAGUGCCCCCAAGUCUGCAUGAAAUUCCUAUCUACGAAGCCAUAAUCAUUUGCACACUGGUGAAAAGCCAUUUAAGUGCAGACAGUGCCUCCAAGCUUCUGUUUAAGAUUCCUAUCUGGGAAAUCAUAAUCGAACUCACACUGAGGAAAAUUUAUUUAAGUGCUAGCAGUGCCUCGAAGACUGCUUGAAAUUCAUAUCUGAGAAGCCAUAAUAGAACGCAGACAGGUGUAAAGCUAAAGCAAGUGUGCUGAAGUUACAGCAAGGGUGCAGGCGAGCUGGUUGAAUAUAGACAUUUUAACCCUGGAGAGUGGGGACAAGGAAGACAAACACGACACAGAUCUCCAAAGCCAUUUAAAUGCAUGCAAGACUGGUAUUAUGAAAAAAGGCUUGAGGGCACCUCAAGCCUUUUUUCAUAAUACCAGUCUUUUCCGCCAUUAUCGUAUGUUUAAAAACCAUUCAAUUACAAACAAUGAGCCAAAAGCUUUGCUCAGAAUAGAAGUUUAUCUGCCAGAACCAGAUGCACUCGUGCGUAAUGCGUUAAGGUUGACCAAAAUAUUGAGCCUGCCCCACGUGUAAUCAUUUAACUCAUGCAGAACUUGAUGCCAUUUCAAUCGAAGGAUACAGAUCCAAGAGGUGUCAUACUCUGCUUGGAGAGGAGGAUUAAAGAAGGAAGUAGAGGGGAAUGAGAGGAGGAAAGAAGGACAGAGAGGAGGAUUAGAGAGAGAGGAGGAGUAGGAAAGGUGAAAUGCCCCCGAAAAUUUGUUCAGAAAGGAAAGGGGGGCGACUUGCAGUCAGGGAGGUCCCCUGGCGAUUUGUUGUGGGCACUUUGUUGUGGGGAAGCAGGCAAAUUGGAAUGUGAUAUCUUCUUUUCCCUUUCUUAGGGCGUUCUAGCAGAUUUAGAAUUUCUGUUUCUGGAUGUUCGACUAAACGCUGGUUGCUUACAUUACAGAUAAUGGGGUUAAUAUUUUUAACACCCUUGACUCAGCGCACCGUGGCGAUUUGUAAGCGUAACUUGAACAGCUCCUUUCAAAUAAGUUUGAGAAACAAAUUUGUACCCAGGAUUGACCCAAUCCCAAAAAGCUAUAACUCACAAGAAAUAAAAUAACAAAACAACCCAAAGUCAAAAUGCUAAGAAAGCAGCUAUACGAAAUCAAAACCAUUAACCUAGUAUGUUCUUGAAAACCCGAGAAAUAGGCCCUAUGUGAAGAGCACAUGCUUAUUGCUCCUGUGGUCCUGAGUAAAAUAAUGUCCUAAGCUCGAUCAUGUCAGAAAUCAACACAAAAUGUUUUUGUUAGCGAACUCUUAAACCGCAUCCCCCGAGUGCUCUAAGGCAUUGGGUAGUGCUUAGCGAUGAUAUUGAGAACUCGGAGGAAGGAAUCAUUGCAGCAGAUGGGGCCGUCAUCGACUUCCACCACAGCCAGUCCAGGCGUGGCUGCAGCGUUGCAGUAGUCCUUAUUUUGCCAGUCGGCGUCCUUGUGUUCCUCCCGGUGCAGCCCAUCCCCUUUCAGAGCAGGUAGAGCUAGUCGAGGGUAUUAAAAAUAUUUACCCCAUUAAUAAUCUGUAACAGUAAGCGACCAGCGUUUAGUUGAACAUCCAGACACA
Messenger RNA from Ixodes scapularis (black-legged tick), 3117 nucleotides. Its product is annotated as zinc finger protein 431-like. Lineage: Eukaryota; Metazoa; Arthropoda; Arachnida; Ixodida; Ixodidae. Bases 245 to 1537 code for a protein of 430 amino acids. The record is from RefSeq and is a predicted model, not a curated record. Gene Ontology annotation, biological process: regulation of transcription by RNA polymerase II. Gene Ontology annotation, molecular function: DNA-binding transcription factor activity; RNA polymerase II cis-regulatory region sequence-specific DNA binding. The transcript has 4 exons.